UUUUGCAUAUAAAGAAAUAGCGACACACAGAAGAGUAGGAAUUGAAAGAAUAUCAGAAAUAAAAUACAGUCCAUCAAAAGUGCACGAGAAAAACAACACCUUGCCACCACCAAAUAAUUGUUUCACAAAUCCGUAACUCCAUCUAAAGACGGUAAAUGAUAAAAUGAAUUCUAUAAACGGAGAUGCAAGAAACAAUCCUUAUAAAAAAAUAACGGUUGAAUGUCCUUUGCCAGAAAGAGUUUUGCCAUCCCAGAAUAUUCGCAGAAAAUCAAAGUCGGAACACUUAUUGUACGCAUUGGUUUUUAUUUUAACGGCAAUCACAGUGGUUUUUAUAUUCCAACAACAUCUGAGGGAAAUUCUUCGUUUGGAAGCUCUGGAUAGCUAUACUGACGCCGAUGAUCGUUGCCAUCUCCAACUUGUAGAAAGUAUUCCGGAACAUUUAACGUUUUCACCUAAUAGCCCCAAAUUUUUGUCGACUUAUGACUCAUGGAAAAUUCUUUUGAAUUCAACCGACUCGGCCCUGAAUAUUGGUUCCUUUUACUGGACUCUGCUGGGUUCGGAUGUUAUAAAUGAUCCUUCCGCUGCGCAAGGAGAGGAUAUAUUUCAUAGUCUAAUGGAUUUGGGAAAGGUGGGUAAAAUUAAAAUUCGUAUUGCACAAAGCGCUCCGUCUGAUAUGGAACCGGACAACGAUACUAAGAUUCUACAGGAAAGUGGGGCUGCCGAGGUUCGCUCCCUAAAUUUUACCCGUUUGCUGGGCGGCGGAGUAUUGCAUACUAAAUUUUGGAUUUCUGAUCACAGGCAUUUUUAUUUGGGAAGUGCUAAUAUGGACUGGAGAUCUCUAACGCAGGUGAAAGAACUGGGUGUGUUGGCAUUGGAUUGCCCAACGUUGGCUAAAGAUUUGGAAAAAAUAUUUGAAGAAUAUUGGCUGAUCAGUACCAAUACAUCUACCAUACCAAAACAAUGGCCUUCGGAAUACUCAACGAAAUUUAAUUUUGAACACCCAAUGCACUUGUUAAUCAACAACAAAUACAAACAACUAGCUUUACUCUCAAGUUCUCCGCCACCACUUACAGCCAGGGGUCGGGUGGACGAUGUUUCGUCAAUAUUGCAAGUCAUAUCUUCCGCCAAGGAAUUUGUAAAUAUUGCUGUGAUGGAUUAUAUUCCCAUGAUGAUUUACUCGAAAGAUAAAACCUAUUGGCCCGUUAUUGAUGAUGCACUUCGCUCGGCAGCCAUAGACCGCAAAAUUAAAAUCAAACUUCUUAUCUCUUGGUGGAAGCACUCGAACCCAUCUGAAGACAAUUUUUUGAGAUCUUUGCAAUCUCUAUCUCAAGCCAUGCCGCAUGUUGACAUUCAAAUUAAGCGUUUUAUCGUACCGUCGGAUGAGAAUGAAGCCAAAAUACCAUUUGGACGGGUAAAUCACAACAAAUAUAUGGUUACUGAUAAUGUUGCAUACAUUGGAACGUCCAAUUGGUCGGGAGAUUAUUUUACCAAUACGGCAGGAGUCGGACUGGUACUACAGGAUGAUCCAUCUGAGGCAAAUAACACACAAACAAUUCGAAGCGAUCUUUUGAGUGUCUUUGAAAGAGACUGGAACAGCGAAUAUGCCGUAAUUUUUAAAACCGAAAACUCAUAAAACAAGAAUAAUUUUGUUGUAUUAACUUUAUUAUUGGUACAUUACGGAAUCAGUGUAACCCCUUUUUGUACAAUAAAAAUUAAAUUUUUGGAUAUUAAAUCAAUAUACAUAACUGCGUAACCUAAAAUUCGACGUAGCGUAUACAAUUUUUCAACUUCUCCACUAUGGUAAAAUAUUUUGUACGUCCGUAUUACCCAAACACGCCAUGUCCAAAUUUUAUAAUCUACCAAAUAAAAGAGUUGCAAAAAUUGA
Messenger RNA from Musca domestica (house fly), 1885 nucleotides. Its product is annotated as 5'-3' exonuclease PLD3. The record is from RefSeq and is a predicted model, not a curated record. Gene Ontology annotation, molecular function: catalytic activity. The coding region runs from base 164 to 1633 and encodes 489 amino acids. The transcript has 2 exons. NCBI's taxonomy places the organism in Eukaryota, Metazoa, Arthropoda, Insecta, Diptera, Muscidae.